This is a messenger RNA of Oryza sativa Japonica Group (Japanese rice), 1681 nucleotides long. Its product is annotated as mitochondrial carrier protein MTM1. Gene Ontology annotation, biological process: mitochondrial transmembrane transport. The record is from RefSeq and is a predicted model, not a curated record. Lineage: Eukaryota; Viridiplantae; Streptophyta; Magnoliopsida; Poales; Poaceae. Gene Ontology annotation, cellular component: mitochondrion.
GUUACUACCGGGGUGCGGUGUCCCGGCGGUUUGGGAAACCCUGCCGCUGAUACAGCGAGAGGGCACACGCAGCGUAACACGUCGGUGCGAGCGCGCCACGUGGCACCGUCGAGAGUGCGCGAGGCGAGGAGCCGUGUCGAGGCGGGCGGCGUCCACCUCUCCUCUCCUUCCCUCCCUCCCGACUUUCUCGGCGGCGAUGCGAUUUCUGCGCCCUUUCGCGGCCUUCCUCCUCACCACCGCUUCACGACGAUCCGCCCCUGCACCCCUCGCCUCCUCCUCCUCCUCCUCCUCCUCCUCCUUCCGAUGGGCGCGGAGCAAGCCCCGGAGCCACCGCCGCCGCCGCCGCCGCCUGUGGCGGCGGCCGAGCGCGGGAUGGGCUUCGCCGAGCGCGCCGUGGCGGCCGCCGGCGCAGCCGUCGUCUCCGCCGUCCUCGUCAACCCGCUCGACGUCGCCAAGACAAGGUUACAAGCACAGGCGGCCGGAGUUGUCUAUAAUCCGAUAUGGUCAGAUUUUAGGUGCUAUCCGUGGUGCAACCCUGGAAUGAAUGGUUUAGGGCCAUCAUGCAGUUCUGAAUGCUUCCAAUACAGAGGGACAAUGGAUGUGUUUUAUAAGGUCACUAAACAGGAAGGAGUUUUUAGACUAUGGAGAGGUACUGCUGCAAGCCUAGCAUUGGCAGUGCCAACGGUUGGGAUAUAUCUGCCCUCAUACGAUCUAUUGCGCAAUUGGAUUGAAGAAUAUUCAGAUCAUAGUUUUCCUAAACUGAGACCAUAUGCUCCUCUUAUUGCUGGCUCUGUUGCCCGAUCAUUGGCAUGCAUAACUUGUUCCCCUAUUGAGUUGGCAAGAACACGGAUGCAGGCCUUUAAAGUAUCAAAUGUUGGAGGAAAACCCCCUGGAAUGUGGAAGACUUUGCUUGGUGUGCUUGCAUUGAGACAGAGCAUCAAUCAUCCUGAAAAUAUUCGGUCAUACCACCUUCUAUGGACUGGUCUUGGAGCACAACUUGCACGUGACGUCCCCUUCUCAGCUAUAUGCUGGACAGUUCUUGAACCAACUAGAAGGCAUCUGAUAAGAAUAGUUGGCGAGCAAAGCAAUGCAGCUGUUAUAUUGGGGGCAAACUUCUCCGCAGGCUUCAUUGCUGGAGUUAUCUCUGCUGGUGCUACCUGUCCUCUCGAUGUUGCCAAGACACGCAGACAAAUAGAGAAGGACCCAGCUAGGGUAUUACACAUGAACACAAGGCGCAUAUUGCAUGAAGUAUGGAGUAAGGAAGGCAUCAGCGGGAUAUUCAGAGGUGCAGGUCCUCGAAUGGCACGGGCAGGGCCUUCAGUGGGCAUCGUCGUCUCGUCAUAUGAAGUUGUGAAGCACAUCAUGCACCGGAAACACGCAGAGUUAUGACCUGAUUUUAACUCUUCAAACGUAGAAUUCAACUGCAGCUGAGGCUUUUAACCAUUAUUUUUUCUAGUUUACCCUACACGGACUAGAUCGCUUUAGUGAAAGCCGGUUUUUAUUCUCUAUCUAUAUGCCUUGCCUACCUUAUCAGGAAGGUGAGGCCGAGUGUGUCCCUUCUAAUAAAAGGGCAGAAUGCCCUAGAUGUGAACAUUCCUUGUUACAAGAAUUCAUUGAUCCAUUCUCCCUGUCUGCUAAAAGUGAGUUUGGGUUGAAAGAUAAAAAAAAUAAUGAACACGAA